Molecule: messenger RNA, 2253 nt
Organism: Fusarium fujikuroi IMI 58289
Lineage: Eukaryota; Fungi; Ascomycota; Sordariomycetes; Hypocreales; Nectriaceae
Exons: 4
Coding region: 1-2253 (750 amino acids)
Biological process (GO): positive regulation of transcription from RNA polymerase II promoter by galactose; DNA-templated transcription
Cellular component (GO): nucleus
Molecular function (GO): DNA-binding transcription factor activity, RNA polymerase II-specific; RNA polymerase II cis-regulatory region sequence-specific DNA binding; zinc ion binding
Source: RefSeq, a predicted model, not a curated record
AUGCCAGAACCGUCUCGGAAACCAUCAGAACAGGAGCAGGAUCAAUCUGAGACGGGUCCACCGACAAACAAGAGGAGACGUAUUGGCUUAGCAUGUAAUGCGUGUCGGUCACGCAAGUCGAGAUGCGAUGGACAGCGCCCGUCGUGUUCGUCGUGCCUGUCCCUUGGCUUCGACUGCUUGUACGAGCCUGGCGACUCUGCCACGAAUGUCAUUGUUCGGAAAGACUAUGUAUCCGACCUUGAACAGCGCGUCAGCUCUGUCGAACAUAAUCUCCAGCGGUUGAACGAUGUUCUCAAGGGCCAUCUCUCACCUUGUAAUAACACGAAUGCCUCACCAUGUCACCAUGGGAACAUCAACGUCGGCUAUUCUAUGCCUUCACCUGCACCGACUGCGCCGACCAAAGCGUCAGCGUCAGCGCCAUCGCAAGCAGAAACAGGCACAUGCGCGACAAGCCUGGAAGAGCCUCAGGACGAGGAAGGCAUCCUCAAUGGAAUGGCCAUGACGUUUGUCGAGGAAAAGACAUCGGCGUUUUAUGGCGAAGCCUCCAACAUUAACUUUACGCAACUGCUUCUUCGUGCCAUCGCGGUUGCCCACCACUCACCGGGUGCACCGUCCGGGCUCGACAGAGCUUCUGUGCUGGGAGAAAGUGUCGUAGCCAGUGUCUCUCAAAGCAAAGGCUCUUUGGGAGGCUCAGUAACACCGCUAGACUCACUGCCCACCGCCCUGCCGUCUGUCGAGGAGAUGGACACUCUGCUCGAUCUGUACUUCGACACAGCCGGUAUUGUCUUCCCCUUCAUCCACGAGGAAACGAUGAGGAAGACAUAUAAUGAAUGCAGACUCAACGGCUUCACGAGAGCUCGCAGAACCUGGCUUGGAACUCUGAACAUGGUAUUCGCCAUGGCGAGCAACUUUGAUAGGGACUACACCACGUCGUCCAAGAAGCGCUUCGAGAGGUCUAACGCUUUCUACAAAAGAGCCCUGGGUCUCUGUAACGAACUAUCCAAGCGUGUUAUAAGUUUGGAAAUAGUUCAUUACCUGAUCUUGGUCGUUCUUCAUUGCCAGGGAACUUCGCGCUCUGUGCAGGCCUGGAACAACUACGGCCUUGUCAUCCGAUCAGCUAUGGCGCUAGGACUUCACAGCGAGUCCACUGAGAGGGCGCUUGAUCCUGUACAGAAAGAGUAUCGUCGUCGGACCUGGGUCGUAAUUUACUGCCUUGAUAAGGUACUAAGCACGGCUGUGGGUAGACCUGCGAGCAUCCCAGAUGAGCAGAUGACAAGACGAGAGUCAGCAUCUGGAUGGUCACCGUCAAUUUCCGGUGAUGCUGCCGAUCUACCUGGUGAUUUCUUAGCUGUGUCAUUCAAAAUGUACCAGGUGAUGAGCAAGUCUCUGGCCAUCCAGUACGGUGCAAAUCUCGAUCACGACUCAGAACCUGAUGAGAUGGCCCAUCUCAAAGCCUCAGGCGAACUCCGCAAGCAGCUCCGGCUCUGGGCAGCCAAUCUCCCUCCACAUCUUCAACUGUGCGACGUUGAGUCGGAUGUUCUUUUGCAAAACACAAAAGCGAAUAGACUUCGUGUUAUUCUGACCAUGAGAUACCAUAGUCUGAGUAUUCUCAUACAUAAACCACUGCUAAGCGCUACGAUUCGACAUUUGUUCCGACAAGACGACGCAGCAAAUGACACUUCGUCGUACUUAAUACAGCUCGCCAUGGCCGAAGCUCAUGAAUGCAUUCGCUCUGCACAACUUACGAUUGACAUUGUUCAUUCUGUUAUCAGUGUAGACGCAACGAGCAAGAAUAAUCUCGGAGUAUGGUACUUCACACUCUACUAUGUCUUCACAGCCUCACUGGUCAUCUGUGGGCGAUUACUCUGGGCCCAGCAUGGAGACACUGUAGUUGACGAAGCAUCUGUCAGCCACAUGAAGUUCCUCCUCAGCAAAGCAGAAACGAUAUUUCUCAACUUGGAUCACGAGAAUAGCCUCGUGCUGAGUUGUCUUGAAUACAUCCGUAGACUCUCACGAAUGUGCGGCAUACGAGAAACUGCCCCAGACGCAGCAUCAACUUCGAUCCACGAUAACGGGUCGAGCUCUGCUGGUUCUGCAGACGCUAUGUCUUUUAAUCUCGAUAGCAUGGAUCCAUUUCAGCUUUUUGCGUCGGAAAUGUUUGAUCCGGCAGUUUUUGAUCAUUUUCAUCAAUCUCCUGUUGAUGGCAUGAGUUUUGUGAACGGGUUAUGGGACGGGUUUCCCUGUGGCGGAUAA